GAGGUUCCCGCGUUUGGACCUAUAAGGAGGCGGAGGACGGGCUGGCCCGGGGGGCGCGCGGGAAGGGAGCUGGGAAGUCGGUAGUGGCCGCUGAGACCCGUUGCUGGGACCCGGAGGCGGGCCGGGUGAUCGUCCCCGUCCGGUUGCAGAGGAGGCUGGAGUUCAGGGCUAGGACACCAUGAAGUGCCUGGUGGCCGGCGGCAACGUGAAGGUGCUGGGCAAGGCUGUCCACUCGCUAUCUCGAAUCGGGGACGAGCUCUACUUGGAACCCUUGAAGGACGGGCUCUCCCUACGGACUGUAAACUCUUCCCGCUCUGCCUAUGCCUGCUUCCUCUUUGCACCGCUCUUCUUCCAGCAGUACCAGCCAGCCCCUCCUGGUCAGGAUCCAUCACGGUGUAAGAUCCUGAUGAAGUCCUUCCUGUCAGUCUUCCGCUCUCUGGCAAUGCUGGAGAAGAGUGUGGAAAAGUGCUGCAUCUCCUUGAACAGCAACAACAGCCGCCUGGUGAUCCAGCUCCACUGCAAGUAUGGCGUGAAGAAGACACACAACCUGUCCUUCCAGGACUCUGAAUUCCUGCAGGCUGUCUUCAAUCCAGCAUUGUGUCCCCACUUGCUCUGCGCCCCAGCACGGGUGCUGGGGGAGGCUAUUCUGCCCUUCCCCCCUGCACUGACAGAAGUGACACUGGGCAUUGGCCAUGGCCGACGGAUCAUCCUGCGCAGCUACCAGGAAGAGGAGACAGACAGCACCAGCAAGGCUAUGGUGACUGAGAUGAGCCUUGGAGAGGAGGAUUUCCAGCAGCUUCGGGCACCAGAAGGGGUGGCCAUCACUUUCUGCCUCAAGGAAUUCCGGGGGCUCCUGAGCUUUGCAGAGUCAGCGAACUUGCCUCUUACCAUUCACUUUGAUGCUCCAGGCAGGCCAGCCAUCUUUACCAUUGAGGAUUCUCUGCUGGAGGGCCACUUUGUCUUGGCUACACUCAUGGAGCUGGAUGCACGCUCGCAGGACCUCCACCAGCCAGUGCCUCAGAAGCAGGCUCACAGCACACCCCACUUAGAUGACUUUGCCAAUGAUGACAUCGACUCUUACAUGAUUGCCAUGGAAACCACCGUGGGCAGUGAGGGCUCAUGGGCACAGCCCUCCAUUUCCCUCCCACCUGGCCCCCAGCCCUCCCAUGACCCUGGCCCCCUCUCAGAGGAGGAAGAAGAAGCUGAGGCUAGUACAGUGCCUGGGACUCCCCCACCCAAGAAGUUCCGCUCUCUGUUCUUUGGCUCCAUCCUGGCCCCCAUACACUCCCCCCAGGGUCCUAGCCCUGUGCUGGCUGAAGACAGUGAUGGUGAAGGCUGAACAGAGAACAUGAAGUCUAUGUCCAAAGGCCACAGCCCAGAAGCAGGUCCAGCCAGCAGCAGGGCUGGGUCUCAGUCCCUAGGAGUGAGGGGCUGUGCUUGCCCCCGCCCCCACAGGCCCCGCCAGCUGCCAAACUGACCAUGCUUGGGCUGGUCUUCUGCCUCCUUCAACCUGCAAGCAAUCAUGUCUCGUUCCCUGCCUGAUGCCCAGCUGCCACCUGACAGGUUCCUCACCUUAUUUACUGUAGAGCCUUAGGCCAAGACUCCAGCCAUCUGGCCAGGGCUUGAAGCCUGCCUUCCUCCAGGCUUACCUUCCAAAAAAAUUAUAGCACUGCUGACUACCUUCUGCCAAACCUGGAACCCCUUGUGACUGGCAAAGACAGUUUCUCUUGCUUUCCCAAUGCUUGGGCCCCAGCUUGGAAUCCUAAUCGCUUCUGGACCUGAGUGUGCAGCUGGGCCUGUGCCCAACAGACACGUCUGCCCUCCCACAUGGCUUUGUACCAAAGGGCUGCUGGCCCACUGUCUGGGACAAUCUGGGACAAGGGAGACAGAGGCCAUGGCGAGAAUCCAGCUUUGACCUUUAUUCAAGAGACCAGAUGGGUUGCCCCAGGAUCCGGCUGCCAGCCCUGCGGCCACGCAAGGCCAGAGACCCAUAAUCUGGUCUGCCAUUGCCCUGAGCUGCAGCCUUGGCCCCAGGAUCCCACUUGCAGCCACGGCAGGUGCUGGUGGGAGGGAGCCCUGGGGAUUAGAUGCUGCUAUUGAUUCAUUAAAAAAAGAAAGGAAAAGA
Molecule: messenger RNA, 2125 nt
Organism: Nannospalax galili (Upper Galilee mountains blind mole rat)
Lineage: Eukaryota; Metazoa; Chordata; Mammalia; Rodentia; Spalacidae
Gene: Rad9a
Product: RAD9 checkpoint clamp component A
Exons: 11
Coding region: 179-1339 (386 amino acids)
Biological process (GO): DNA replication checkpoint signaling; cellular response to ionizing radiation; DNA repair
Cellular component (GO): checkpoint clamp complex
Source: RefSeq, a predicted model, not a curated record